GUCGCCUCUCUCUCCCGGGACCAGCCGAGCCGGAUGGCCGCGAUGGCUGCGCGUUGCUUGGCCGGCUGGAGGCCGCUGCUGGCCCGCUGGCCCCGGGGCCGCGCCGGCUACCACAGCGAGCGCGGCGUCUACGGCUACAAGCCCGGCCAAGCGGAGCAGGAGCCCCGCGGGGGCGCUGAGCGAGCGGCAUCCUGGCGGCCAGCAGCCGACCAUGGACUGGCUCGUUUAGUGACGGCGUACCACGAACAUGGCCACAAAGCUGCCAAAAUCAAUCCUCUCUUUACUGGCCGGGCUGUGAUGGAGGCGGUGCCGGAAAUUCAGGUGUUGGCAGAAACCUUACAAGGUCCUUUCAAUACAGCAGGGCUUUUGAACAUGGGGAAGGAGGAAGCCUCGCUCGAAGAUGUCCUGUCUUACCUGGAGGACAUCUUCUGUGGACAUAUCUCCAUAGAGACCAGCCAGCUGUCCAGCAUGCAAGAGAAGGAGUGGAUGGCCAAACGGUUUGAGGAACUGAAGCAAGAAGCUUUUACUACCGAAGAGAAAAAGUAUUUGUCCAAGAUCAUGCUAGAAUCUCAGGAGUUUGACCGCUUCCUAGCCACCAAGUUUGCAACAGUGAAGCGCUACGGGGGCGAAGGGGCGGAGAGCAUGAUGGGCUUCUUCCAUGAAUUGCUGAAGAUGUCCUCGUAUAGCGGCGUAACGGAUAUUGUCCUCGGGAUGCCACACCGGGGAAGACUUAAUCUCCUCACAGGCCUCCUUCACUUCCCACCCGAGCUGAUGUUUCGUAAGAUGCAAGGCUUGAGCGAAUUCCCGGAGGACUCCGCUGCCAUUGGGGACGUCCUCUCCCACCUCACGGCCUCGGUGGAGCUGGACUUCGGGUCUCACCGCCCGAUUCACGUCAUCCUGUUGCCGAACCCUUCCCACCUGGAAGCCAUCAACCCCGUGGCGGUCGGCAAAACUCGAGGGAGGCAGCAAACGUUGUCGGAUGGGGAUUACUCCUUAGCCAGUUCGGCUCGGCCGGGAGAUAAAGUCAUUUGCCUGCAGGUUCACGGAGACGCUUCGUUCUCCGGCCAAGGGAUUGUUCCGGAAACGUUUACCCUUUCCAACCUACCCCAUUUCAGAAUCGGGGGAAGCGUCCACCUCAUCGUAAAUAACCAACUGGGCUACACCACCCCGGCGGAGCGAGGAAGGUCCUCUCUGUAUUGUAGCGAUAUCGGUAAGAUAGUCGGCUGUGCUGUUGUCCACGUGAACGGAGAUGACCCAGAAGAAGUUCUCAGAGCUGCCCGACUGGCGGUGGAGUAUCAGCGACUCUUCCGGAAGGAUGUGAUUGUGGACCUCCUCUGCUAUCGGCAGUGGGGUCACAAUGAACUCGAUGAACCCUCUUUCACCAACCCCACCAUGUAUAAAAUAAUCAGAUCCCGGAAAAGCAUCCCGGAUACUUACGCGGAGGGCCUGGUGGCCGAGGGACUUACAACCGAGCAAGAAAUAGCGGAGAUAAAAGCUUCCUAUUACUCCAAGCUCAACGAGCAUCUCUCCACCAUGGCGAUGUACGCGCCUCCCUGCCCCAACCUCCAGGCCCACUGGAGCGGCCUGGUGGACCCCACGCCGAGGGUCACAACGUGGGACACAGGGGUCCCUCUGCCGCUCCUCCAGUAUGUCGGAGUCAAGUCGGUGGAAGUGCCUGAAGAAUUACAAGUACACAACCACAUCCUGAAGACACACGCUCAGUCACGAGUGCUGAAGAUGGAGGAAGGAGUGAAGUUAGACUGGGCCACUGCUGAAGCAUUAGCCUUUGGUUCCCUACUGUGUCAAGGUUUCAACCUUCGUCUAAGCGGGCAAGACGUCGGCCGGGGAACGUUCAGCCAGAGACACGCCAUGUUGGUUUGUCAAGAGACGGGGGACACCUACAUCCCUUUGAACCACAUGUCUGCAGAUCAGAAGGGCUUCCUUGAGGUAAGCAACAGCCCCCUGUCGGAGGAAGCGGUGCUGGGCUUUGAGUACGGGAUGAGCAUCGACAGCCCCAACCUCCUGCCCAUUUGGGAGGCUCAGUUUGGGGAUUUCUUCAACGGGGCUCAGAUCAUCUUUGAUACCUUUAUCUCUGGAGGGGAGGCCAAGUGGCUCCUGCAGAGCGGACUCGUGGUCCUCCUUCCGCACGGUUACGAUGGCGCUGGACCGGAACAUUCCUCUUGCCGAGUCGAACGGUUCUUGCAGAUGUGCGAUAGCUCGGAGGAAGGGAUCGACGGCGACCACGUGAAUAUGUCCGUGGUCCACCCAACCACGCCGGCGCAGUAUUUCCACUUACUCCGGAGGCAGAUGGUUAGGAAUUUCCGGAAACCCCUCAUCGUGGUGUCGCCCAAAACUCUCCUUCGCUUACCUACUGCCGUCUCCAGCUUACUAGAAAUGGCCCCUGGAACCACCUUCAGACCCGUCCUUGGGGAUUCAACAGUGGAUCCUAAAAGCGUCAGCAAGGUGAUUCUCUGUUCCGGCAAGCAUUAUUACACGUUGGCCAAACACCGAGAGCUUCUAGAGGAGAAGAAGCACAACACUGCCAUUGUGAGGCUAGAAGAAUUGUGUCCUUUCCCUCUCGAACCUCUGCGAGAAGAGAUGAACAAGUUCACUAACGCCAAAGCUUUCAUCUGGAGUCAGGAAGAACCUCAGAAUAUGGGGCCCUGGACAUUUGUGGCCCCAAGGUUUGAAAAGCAACUGGCUUGUAAGCUCUGCCUUGUCAGCCGGCCUGCCUUACCAGCUCCUGCCGUGGGCAUCGGAGUCCUGCACCAGAAGCAGCAGCAAAAACUCCUCGCCGAAACAUUUGCUUGAAGCCUUAAGCCAGUGUUUCUCAACCUUGACAACUUGAAGAUGUCCGGACU
Molecule: messenger RNA, 2861 nt
Organism: Thamnophis elegans (Western terrestrial garter snake)
Lineage: Eukaryota; Metazoa; Chordata; Lepidosauria; Squamata; Natricidae
Gene: DHTKD1
Product: dehydrogenase E1 and transketolase domain containing 1
Exons: 17
Coding region: 34-2811 (925 amino acids)
Biological process (GO): tricarboxylic acid cycle
Molecular function (GO): oxoglutarate dehydrogenase (succinyl-transferring) activity; thiamine pyrophosphate binding
Source: RefSeq, a predicted model, not a curated record